Molecule: messenger RNA, 1079 nt
Organism: Pyrenophora tritici-repentis Pt-1C-BFP
Lineage: Eukaryota; Fungi; Ascomycota; Dothideomycetes; Pleosporales; Pleosporaceae
Product: 90S preribosome/SSU processome component KRR1
Cellular component (GO): small-subunit processome; nucleolus
Molecular function (GO): RNA binding
Source: RefSeq, a predicted model, not a curated record
GCGACAAUCUCGAGACUUGAUUGCGAAGCGCAGGGUACACGACUGCCAAGAUGCCGUCAACACACAAUGUGGAUAAGCCAUGGGAUACUGAUGACAUCGAUAAGUGGAAGAUCGAGCCCUUCAAGCCCGAAGACAACACGGCAGGUGCCUUCACCGACGAGUCCCGCUUUAGCACCCUCUUUCCAAAGUACCGCGAACAGUACCUGAAGGGCUCCUGGAAAUUCAUCACCCAGGCACUGCAAAAGCAAGGCAUCGGGUGCGAGCUCAACCUCGUUGAGGGUUCCAUGACAGUAUGGACGACGCAGAAAACGUGGGAUCCUGCGGCUAUCUUGAAUGCGCGCGAUUUAAUCAAGUUGCUUGCAAGAAGUGUACCGGCGCCACAAGCGGUUAAGAUUCUCGACGACGAAGUUGCCAUGGACAUUAUCAAGAUAAGGAAUUUGGUUGGCAAUAAAGAGCGUUUUGUGAAGAGGCGGCAGCGCAUCCUAGGCCCCAACGGAUCGACGCUCAAGGCACUGGAACUGUUGACCGAGUGUUACCUGCUCGUACAAGGAAAUACGGUUGCGGCCAUGGGCCCCUACAAAGGCCUGAAGCAGGUGCGGCGCAUCGUCGAAGACACCAUGCACAACGUUCACCCCAUCUACGCCAUCAAAGAGCUCAUGAUCAAGAAGGAGCUUGCCAAGGACCCGGAGCUUGUCAACGAGAGCUGGGAUCGUUUCCUACCCAACUUCAAGAAGCGCUCGCUCAGCAAGCGACGCGUACCCCACAAGGUCAACGACAAGACCAAGAAGACAUACACACCGUUCCCGCCGCCGCAAGAAAAGAGCAAGGUGGAUCUGCAGAUCGAGAGCGGCGAGUACUUUUUGGGAAAGCAUGCAAAAGAGAGGAAGGUGCAAGAGGAGAGGGAGGAGAAGAUGAAGGACAAGAUGGAUGCGAAGAGGAGAGAAAGGAUGCAGGAGUAUGUGGCGCCCGAGGAGGAUGGUGGUGAGAAGAAGAAGAAGAAAAGGAAGAGAGAGGAGGGCGCGGGCAAGGAAAAGAAUAAGAAGAAGAAGCGCAGUGGGGAGGACGCUGACGAUUCAUGA